Yarrowia lipolytica CLIB122 is the source of this 351-nucleotide messenger RNA. RefSeq lists its product as uncharacterized. Gene Ontology annotation, biological process: cellular response to oxidative stress. The record is from RefSeq and is a predicted model, not a curated record. Gene Ontology annotation, cellular component: cytoplasm. Gene Ontology annotation, molecular function: sulfiredoxin activity. Lineage: Eukaryota; Fungi; Ascomycota; Dipodascomycetes; Dipodascales.
AUGUCCAUGCAAACCACCCUGGCGAAAACGGAAUAUCUCCCUCUCAAGGAGGUUUCCAGACCCAUUCCGCCCGUUCUGGACGAGGAGAAAAUCUCCAAGAUGAUCGAGACGCUCAAGGCCCAUGAACACAAGUCCAGCGAGUCGGACGAGUCUGCCUUGCCUCCUCCAGAUGUGUUGGUGAUUCGACGAAACGGAAAGACCCACUAUUUCGCCUUUGGAGGCUGCCACCGAUUCCAGGCUUAUGACAGGUUAAACACGGACAAGAUUCUUUGUCGGUUGAUUCCGUGCACUGUUGACCAGCUCAAGUUGUAUCUUGGAUCCAGUGCUGAGACCUUGCUUGAGAGAAUCUAG